AUGGCUAUCCUAUCUUUGAAAAGAGCGCUGGUCUCCGCCAUUCUCCUCAUCUCAACCUCCCACCGAGCCUCCGCACAGGAUACGUUCUCAUUCCUACCGAGCGCGGCAACCUCAAAUUUCCCAGCAUGCGGCCUCCAAUGUCAGCUCCUCCUCGAGGCUCAAUCAGCCUGUGUCCCGCCCCAGGCUAGAGUCAGCAAUACCGAUACCUACGUUUCUUGCUUUUGCCAGUCAUCCCUGAUCUCGGGUCUGCCGUAUACCGCUUCCAUGUGUCCCACCUGCACGUCUGCUUCAGAUCAACAGCUGUUGAUCAAUUGGUAUAAAAGUUAUUGCGCUGGUGGAUUCCGGUCCACUUUGACUAAUACAGCGACUGCCACGACGUCGACUGUCUCCAGGACAACUAGUACCACCUCUACUACAAGUACUACCACCGCGCCUGCGCGCAAAGGGACCUCAUCAUCGUCGACCGGUGUUUCUAGUGACUCGAAGAGCUGGUUCUCCACUCACUGGCAAUGGGUACUAAUGUUGAUCAUCCUGGUGAUCGGUUUCUCCGCACUUGCCGCCGGAGCCGUAUGGCUGAAGAAACGUCUCGACGCCAAACAACCAGGUCUUUAUCACGGUGACGACCGACGCGAUGGUGGUGCCUCUGGAGGUGGCGGUGGUCCAGCAGCGGCAUUUUUGCCAGGAAGCCUGCGCAAUUUGUCCCGAAAUAAUCUUAACAGUAACCGUGCAUCAACAACCAAUAAUAGUAGCACCAGCAAUGUCGUUGCCGGUAGCUCGAGAAUCCCCAAACAGCCAAGCAUGUCGACAAUGAGUUUUUCGAAUCGCCGCUCCCUGAGCAAUUCUAUAAGCAAUCAAAAUACGAAUAAUGGCCAUCAAAUGUGGGGACCCAAUCAAGCGCGCGAUUUUGAUAACGUCGCCCCUGUCGAAGAGCCCGUUUUCAGGAAUUCAAUGGCCUCAGCGGCAGCAGCAGCAGCAUUCCGAAACGGAGGGGCCGGAUCAACAACAUCAGAAGGAGCAGAAGGGAUAGGAAUAGCGACUACAACAGCGAACAACUCACGAACCGAUAUAUCGAGUGUCGGCACCGGAGACGGAAGAGCAACACCUAGAAAUCUGAACAGAUUGAGUAUGCAGUCAGCAUCAGCAUCGAAUUUACAUCAACAACAACAAAUGCUGCAGCAGCAACAGCCACUGUUACAUCAACAACAAUCGCAACGGGAGCUGCAGAGGCCGAAAUCUGCAAGUCCCGUUAGUUCGAUUCAUGAUUAGAAAAUUUUUUUUUCCCUUCGAUGUUCGUCUGUGUCUUUUUGGGGGGUGUUUUUGCAUGCAUGCAUAUAUAAUCAAUUUUCUCUUCCGUCUGUGAGCAUCAACCGUGUCAUAUCUUUCCUUUUUGUCGGUUACAUAUUGCACUUGGGUGUACGUACGGUGUUUAUUAUAUUUUGGGUAUCAUGACCGUGUUGAUAUAGCUUUGCUCUCUCUCUUUUUUGUCACUGUCUCUCCCUGUCUGAGAUACUCCUUGGCUGAUCAAGGUUUAAAGUUUCUUUACGGUUAUCUGUCUCCUUCGGAAUGUUGGAGUUAUUGUUCCGUUGUCUGAUCUACACAUUCCUUCUGGAUUUUUGCUUGAUUCGAAUUGAUAUGCAAGGGAUGGAAUAUUUGGAUAUGUAUAGAAGGAUGUAAGGGACAGCCUGUGUACGAUUACUAGGUACAUCUAUCAUCCAGACUGACUAUAAUUCGGCACCCUGACAUUUCGGGUUACAUUUCGCACAUUUUACACUCUCUAAAUACAAACGUACUAGUACAUCACGACACACUAAUACUAACGAUCUUCACAUCUUCCUCCGGUUUCUCCUUCUUAACCCUCACGUUCUCAAUCCGAUGCACAACAUCCAAUCCUUGAACCGCCCUGCCAAAAAUCGUAUGUUUCCCAUCUAACCACGGCGUCUUCUCCGUCGUUAUAAAGAACUGUGACCCGUUCGUGUUAGGUCCCGCAUUCGCCAUACUCAGUGUGUAUGGUUUAUCAU
This is a messenger RNA of Talaromyces stipitatus ATCC 10500, 2018 nucleotides long. RefSeq lists its product as uncharacterized. The record is from RefSeq and is a predicted model, not a curated record. The transcript has 2 exons. Lineage: Eukaryota; Fungi; Ascomycota; Eurotiomycetes; Eurotiales; Trichocomaceae. The coding region runs from base 1 to 1266 and encodes 421 amino acids.